Cucurbita moschata (crookneck pumpkin) is the source of this 2689-nucleotide messenger RNA. RefSeq names its product ACT domain-containing protein ACR4-like. The record is from RefSeq and is a predicted model, not a curated record. Lineage: Eukaryota; Viridiplantae; Streptophyta; Magnoliopsida; Cucurbitales; Cucurbitaceae. The transcript has 8 exons. Bases 1156 to 2499 code for a protein of 447 amino acids.
AUCAGCCUAGAAUCUCAUUUUAAGGUGCAAAGGUCCAACUAGUUCAUUGAUUUUGGUCCUCCACCAAGUCCUUGUUGAACUUUCUGUGUUAUGCCAAAAAAAAAAAUGUCAUUGUUAAUUAUAUAUAUGAUUGUUUGAUUUUAUUUAAAUUUAUGACAAGGGUUGGAGAACACCAGUUACCACUUAUUUUUUAGUUUUAGACAUUUAUCACAUUCAAUAUAUUAAAAUUUUGAAUUUAUUAGACACUACUAAAAUUUGUAAUAUAUUAUUUCAAAGAAAAGUAAAAGGGACCAAGUUUAUGGUUUCUGUUGAAGGCUGAAUUUAAUUUUAAUGGAGAAUUGGCAGAGUAUUGACCUAAGCUGUGUAAUUAAAUGAAAUGGAAGCUGCCACCUUUAUUCAUUUUCAAUUAACUGUACAACUGUAACUAAUCAUAGUUAUUGCAUCCUCAGUUAUCACUCAAUCUGUCAAAACAACACAGAAAGAACAGUUAUAAGUUAAUCUCCACCCAAUAAAAUUGGCCGGAAUUUGUGGGGAGAUUUAGCGCCCUCGGGUUCUUUCCAGCUCCACUGACCUUGGAGCUGUUCCGGGCUUUAAACCCACCGCCACAUGUGUGAUGGUACCGGCGCCGGCGGUCAAUGUUCCCGCCGGUUAGAGUCCUCUGGUCCUUUUUGGGUUUUUUUUGUUUUCGAGGAAAUUUCCACGUAUGAUGAUAUGAAUGUACUUAUUCAGGAUAACUGAGAUUGGAAUUGUUAACACAAGGACAAAGAGACCAAAUAAUGGAGAUUUAAAUCUCCAUUAUGAAUAAAUAAUCGGAAAAAAAAGGGUUUGACAGAGAGAGAAAGAUGGGAGUGGGGAAGAAGUGUUGUGUGUUUUCUUGUACUUUUUUCAAGUUGCAGGUUUUGGAGUAUCGUGUCGGGAGGUCUUAUUUUUUUACUAAUAUCUUUUUGGUAAAAAAAAAAAAAAGUAUUGAUUUUUUGAAAAUACUUUGUUUCAUUCAAACCUUCCCAAAGCGAGCCCGAGAUCUCCCUUGGCUUGUGUAUAUAAUCUUCUCCUUCGCUUUCUCGUUGAAUACAAAGCCUUGUUUGCGGCGUUUCAGAACAAACUGAGAAGAAACCUUCAACAUUCUGAACAGAUUACAAAAUCCUCAGAUCGAAAAUGGCAAUCGACAUGAACUUUUCCCAUGAUAUUGAUGAUGAAUAUGUGAAGCUGAUUAGAAGGAUGAAUCCAACCAGGGUUGUUAUUGACAAUGAAGCCUGUAAGGAUGCUACUGUUAUAAGGGUAGAUAGCGCCAAUAAACAUGGGAUUCUUCUUGAAGUCGUUCAAGUUCUUACUGAUCUUAAUCUCAUUGUCACCAAAGCCUAUAUUUCUUGUGAUGGUUGUUGGUUCAUGGAUGUUUUUAAUGUCACUGAUCAAGAUGGAAACAAAGUUACAGAUGAAGGGGUUUUAGACUAUAUCAAAAGGUCGCUUGAGUCGGAUUCUUGUUUUGCAUCUUCCAUGAGAUCUGUGGGUGUAAAACCAUCGGUUGAUUACACAGCAAUUGAGCUUAUUGGAAAUGAUAGACAAGGAUUACUUUCUGAACUCAGCGCGGUCCUCACUCACCUCAAAUGCAACGUUGUGCACGCCGAGGUGUGGACUCACAACACACGGGCGGCCGCCGUGAUGCAUGUCACCGACGACGAAACUGGUUCUGCAAUUACUGAUCUUGAGAGGCUAUCUAGGAUCAAGGGAUUACUCUGUAAUGUACUAAGGGGAAGCAACAAUAGGACCAAUGGAGCUAAGACUGUUGUGUCUCAAGGAAUCACUCACAUUGACAGAAGGCUUCAUCAGAUGAUGUUUGCUGAUAGGGAUUAUGAACUUCUUGGUGAAGAUUUAAUGGACGAGAAGCAAAGGCCUAAUGUCAAGGUUGUUAAUUGGUGUGACAUAGACUAUUCUGUCAUUACAAUUCGGAGCAAAGAUCGCCCGAAACUUCUUUUCGACACGAUUUGCACGUUGACAGAUAUGCAAUAUGUGGUCUUCCAUGCCAAUGUAGUUGCUGAAGGGACAGAAGCCUAUCAGGAAUAUUACAUUAGACAUAUAGAUGGAUCUCCUGUUAAAUCUGAUGCAGAGAAACAAAGGGUAAUUCAAUGUCUUGAAGCUGCUAUAAGGAGAAGAGUGUCUGAGGGCUUGAAGCUUGAGUUAUGCACAACAGAUAGAGUAGGCCUUCUCUCUGAUGUCACCCGCAUCUUCCGAGAGAACAGCCUGACUGUCACAAGAGCAGAAGUAUCAACUAAAGGCGGUAAGGCGAUUAAUACGUUCUACGUUCGUGAUGCGUCGGGGUAUCCAGUCGAUUCGAAGACGAUAGAUUCAAUUCGAGAUUUGAUCGGGCAAACAAUACUGAAAGUGAAAGGCAGUCCAAAAGAACAAAAACAAGGUUCUUCUCAGGAUUCACCAACUAGAUUCUUAUUUGGUGGUCUUUUUAGAUCUAGAUCUUUUGUAAAUUUUGGGUUAAUAAGGUCAUAAUCACGAGGAGAUUUACUGCUACUGAAUUGAUUUAAGCCCAUCAUGUAAAUGCACCAUAAAUACUACAUAGGAACCAAAACAUGGAGCACCAUCAGCUCCUUCCUUCUUGUACAUAACUCAGAAGAAUUAGGCUCUUCUCUUAGCUUUUAUUUCUCCGACUUAACCAAAAUGAAAGUUUUCGUUUUUGUGU